Messenger RNA from Jaminaea rosea, 1365 nucleotides. RefSeq names its product DUF1751-domain-containing protein. The transcript has 2 exons. Gene Ontology annotation, biological process: retrograde vesicle-mediated transport, Golgi to endoplasmic reticulum. Gene Ontology annotation, cellular component: membrane; Golgi apparatus. NCBI's taxonomy places the organism in Eukaryota, Fungi, Basidiomycota, Exobasidiomycetes, Microstromatales. Bases 79 to 1365 code for a protein of 428 amino acids. The record is from RefSeq and is a predicted model, not a curated record.
GCUGAUCAUUUCAUCGACGACGACGACGACGAGGAGUUGCCAACUGCUCCUCCAUCGUCCCGUCAUCCUUCCGCCGCGAUGGCAGUCGUCAAUCUCGCAUCGACUCUACAGUCGAUUCCCCUCGCGACUCGCUGUCUCUCGCUCCUCGUUCUCUUCUUCUCCACCCUCAUCGCGGUGCUGCGCCUGACGCGUACAGAGGAGGGGCUGCACAUCAUCACAUGGAGUCGCACAGAUUCAGCCAUUGCCUUUCCCUGGCUGGUCAUCGUGCCUGGCGUCAGCUUCUGGUACCCAUGGAGCCUGAUCACCGCCGGCUUCUGCGAGACGAGCUUCCUCGAGUUCCUGGUGACGGCGCUGAGUCUGCCACUGGCAGGCCGCUACUUGGAGAGGAUAUGGGGGCCUGUUGAGUUGGUGAAGUUCACGCUCAUCGUCGUCGUGGGAUCGAAUGUGAUUGCUUGGUUCAUUGCAACGGUCUUGUUCGUCGUACUAAGAUCGGAGGCGGCCUUCUACGGUACCCAAUACCAUGGCCUCGAGGCUCUGCAGACUGGCUUCCUCGUCGCUUUGGCCCAACUCAUCCCCGACCACCAAAUCCAGCUCCUCCGCAAUCACCUCACCAUGCGCGUCCGAGACCUGCCCAUGCUCUACGUCACCUUCUCCAACGUGGCUUGUCUGCUCGGCUUUCCCUCCCCCUUCAUCCUCAUUCAGUUCGGCUGGCUCAUCUCAUGGGCCUACCUGCGCUUCUAUCGCUGGAAUCCGGAUAGCGGGACGAGGGGAGAUAGGAGCGAGGCCUUCAGCUUCGUUCUGUGGUUCCCGCCGUUUUUGCACACGCCGGUCACGCAUAUCAGCAACUUCCUGCACGGGCUGUUCUUGCGCUUCAAGGUCAUUCCAGAAUUCAAGUACGACUAUGUGUCAGCGAAUGACCUAGAGUUCGGCUUGGGCGGGGCAGGAGAGGGGGCGGGGUCUACGGCUGGCCAGGACAUGGUGGGCGGUGGGGCUGGCGGGCCAGUGAGCGCUCGCGCCGAGGCAGAGAGGAGACGAGCUAUGGCCCUGAAAGCGUUGGAUCAGAGAAUGGCCUCCAGUGGUAGUGGAAGCGGCAGCAGUCGCGGUGGAGCUGGGGCGCCACCGCCGAAUCAGGCUGCGACUGCGGCCGCUCGCUCGCAGGCGCCAGCAGAGGUGGUCUUCCAGGCGCCCACAGACGAGAGUGAGGCGGCGGGCAAGCCAGCCACGUCAUCAGCAGCGGGCAAGAGCAGGGCGAAGGUCGAGGCAGAGGAGGACGCGCAAUGGCCGGACAGUGAUGAGGACGAGGGCGAGGGUGGAGACAUUGGCGAUACGAAGAGGGCUGAAAAGGCAAAGCUGGUAGGCAAGUGA